CUGCGGAUGCAGACAGAUGCCCUUACUGCCUCCACUGCGGGCUCCUCGCCGAUGUGUUUUCUCCUUCUAUUAAAGAAGAAAAAGGAAUUUUGAAGCGAGUCCACAGAGAUCAUGCAGAAGAGCUCAGUGGUCGUGGUGGCGGAUAAAACGAGCCUGAAAAGGCCGUUUAUUUUCGCUAACGCUGUACAUAUGGCUUUGUGUUUCUUCAUGUUGAGGCUGACUGUGAUUUGGCAUCGGGACCUUAUACAAACUGGCAAGAUGGUGCCCAGUAUUUCUGUAGCAAUGAUGUACGUGAUCGAAGUCGGCUGCCUGCUGCUGUCAGUGCUCGGUGUGUUCGGAGCCUGCAAAGGAAAGAGAUGGUGUUUGAUUCUGUAUGCAGCUGGCAUGGCAGCGGCAAGUCAAACUAUAAUUAUCAGAACGGCAUUAAGUUAUCAAGAUGUUUAUGAGAAACGCGUUGUCCGUGAGGAGUCCAAGCUGCUGGCCAUGAUGCCGCUCACUGGGCCGAACAAAGCCAACAGGACAUUGCUCCAUAAUAUCCAAGAGGAAUUGGAAUGCUGUGGUCUCAUCGAAGGCUACAAGGACUGGGGUGCAUCCAUUCCCGCCUCCUGUAACUGUCAUUAUCCAGGAAAAUGUGUUCGACUAAGAGGCAUCGCCACUCUUGGAGCUCCGAAGAACCAGUAUGUCUAUCGAGAGCCUUGCCUCCCGAUUUAUCUCUCCGAGCUGAAGCUGGCCUUCUCCUUAGUGAUGGCCAUACAGUUUGGAAGUGGAGUGUUUUGGAUUAUUUUACUCGCAAUGAGCAUCAAACUGAUGGGACAGAUAAAAAGGAAACAAGAGUUUAUAGCUCUCCUCCAGUCCAACAGAUACGUUCCAGGGGCUUUCUAGCGCUGCACACUACUAUGAUUUAAAUGUGCACUUGGCACUACAAGCAUAAAUGGUUUAAAUUGGCACCUGAAGCUGCAUACCAUAAUAAGGCUAUUAUGUGCUGUAGCAAUAUGUUAUAAUUUUAUACAUGUUACUGCAUGUAACUGAUGUUGACAAGUGAUCUACAUAGUUAGAUUUAUAUCAUUGCUUUUUUUAAGCCUUACUGCUGUAAACAAAGCAAUUGAAUGCAAUUUUACGUGUAUUGAAAUUAUAUUCACACUUUUACAUGCUUUUGCCGUAUAGAAGAUUGUGCUUUCAAAGAAUAUUUUGUCAAAUAAGCGGUUUAUCUGGUGCUUAUUCUUUUGUUUUGUCAUGGGAUAUGUAGGGAAGUCCUUUUAAUGUUUUUUUUUUCAUUUGUUCCAUAUGCAGAUAAUAACCUUCUUUUUACCUCAUGCGUCCAAAAUGGUUGAAAUGUAGUAAAUUCUUUAUUUUUUCUUAGUUUCUUUAGUCAAACCUGUCUGGCCUCCAAAAUGGGGAUAUUUACUGUACUAACACCCAUCAUUUUUUAAAAAGUCUGAUUUUGGGAUUCAUUUCAGCUUUUUUAAACCCUGGAUUUUAUAGAAAUAUUGAAUAAUUUUCACAAAAUUUUUAGUAUAUAUCUAUAGAGGGCGACCAGUGCCGCUAUAGAAUACAUAAAUAACAUGAAAGAAUUAUUUAAAUGUGACAUUAAUUUAUUAAAACUGAAUAUCAAUACGGACUUUAACUAAUAACAAACAUAUGAUUAAUUAUACACGCUUGUUUAAAUAUAUAACUUUUAUGAAAUAUAAUUGUUUAAAGAUUUAAUGAAUUAUCACAUUUUUCCUGUGUUGAAGCAUUGCAUUAAUUUAUUUAAACUGUCACACAUCCAUCAAAGUCAAAGAGGCAGGACUAAGGCACCCUGUGUAAAAACUGACAUCUGAUUAGAUAUUUAUCAUUAAAUAAAUUCUUUAUUUAUUUCCAGUUUUAAUACAAAAAUUAUACAUUUGAAUAAUUAUUCCAUAGGUUAUUUAUUUAUUGAAUAGUGGCACUCUGCGCCCUCCAUAUUCAAACCAAGUUCUGUCAAUACUGUCAUAUGUGUCUUUGUUAUUCAAAGGGCAUGCAAAGUCUGUUUAAAAUUUUUUCCUUUUACAUAUUGCAUAUGUUUUAGCUCACAAUAAUAGUCUUACUUUUUGAGAACUAUAGAAAUAUGUUGAACAAAUAUUGAAUGAUAAAAGUGAGGCAUAAAAAGACAGCCGAGGAGCAGGCUUAAAGUUGGAAAAGACGGAUUAUAAUCUGCUUUAGACGAGUGAGCUACAGUGAGCAGCAAAGACAAAAGUAAAAAGCUCCAAUUUGAGUUCCUUUAGAUACGGUUUAUUUGGUAGUUUAUCCUGUGAAAAGGAACCCACUCUAUUUCCCCACAGUGGGCAAACAAUACUUCUGAGAAAAUCCGUUGUUAGGUAUAAAACUAUAACUGCAAUAAGGUUAGAUAUUUCCAUUACUGAUCCAGUUCUGACCUGUCCCCAUGAAUACUUUAUACAAGGGACCCAUGCAGUGAUUAUGCACUUUUCUCCACAUAAUUUCUCCUCUUUCCUUUUAAUACACAACAAAAUACAAAGUCACUAUAAUUCUGUUGAAAAUUAUUUUUAGAAGAAAAUAAAGUGAUUACCAAUAGAGAUUUUCAAACAGUAUGUUACAGACAUGGGCAGGUCAAGUAUAUAAAACAAAUUGGAUUUAUUGAUUGUUAAAAACACAUACCGAACAAUUACAAACUUCUGCCAUCUUAAUUAAAAAAUAUUUACCUCUUAAAAUAAUCAGGGCGACGUGUAACUGUAGGAAAAUAACUAUUAGAAUCAGCUGGUCAGGCUUCUAACUAUAAGCAGAAAUCGGCAUUGACCAGUUAAAACCUGAUUGGUGCAUCUCUGUCAAGUAUUAAUUCAAAAGCUAUCAACAAAGUUAGCAUAGCAAAAUUCAUUUGCUAGGAUUAUAUGCAGGUAUCUUGGUAGAAAUCGGAUUAAUUCUACAGUACAGAUUUCUUUUCGCUAUACUACCCUAACGUCCCCUCUGUAUAACCACAUAUUAAACAAUUAUUUUGUCUUAAAGCACACAACUUUCUACAUUAGAUUAUUGCUAGAUAAAAGCUUCAUGCAGCACAUUUUUAACUGUGUUAACAAAGUGCUUCUAUUGAAUAUAAUCCAGUAUUUCUUGCAUAUAUAAUCAGGUUAGACCAUCAGAAUGGGAUGCAUUUCUCAUUGAAUGUCUUGACUUCUUGUUAUGCACAGUGUAUAUUUCUGAAAUGAUGACGUUGCAGUUUGUUUUUUGAAAAGCACAUUAAAUGAAUGAGUGAUAUUCAAUCAAAACCACAUGUUUGAGGAGGUGGCUUUGUUUUUGUUGCACAUCUUAUAGACAUGCAGCUGAGAUCAUUCUUUGGUUUGAGUUUGGGGGUAAAAAUGGGAAACUGCGGCAGUCUGGCUCUUGUGUGAAAAUAAGUCAAUGCUUUUCUACUAUAAUCCAGUUGAGGUCACUGUUCCAUAGAAAACUCACUAGCAUAUACAUUUUUCUGCAUGAGCUGCCUGCCGUGAGAAAUACUCCUGUUCUUAAAUAUUGUAAAAUACAAUUAAUCUACCUGUGCACUUAAACCAUAAAUGCCUGAUAUGCUGUACGUUUGCAGUUAUGGUUUUUUUUCUUCUGCAUUUUACUGUUCAUUUUUGAUUCUAGAUGUGAACUUGAUAUACUGUUUUGUAAAUAGCAGGAAUAAAAAUAUG
Molecule: messenger RNA, 3641 nt
Organism: Cyprinodon variegatus (sheepshead minnow)
Lineage: Eukaryota; Metazoa; Chordata; Actinopteri; Cyprinodontiformes; Cyprinodontidae
Product: tetraspanin-8-like
Exons: 9
Coding region: 112-882 (256 amino acids)
Cellular component (GO): membrane
Source: RefSeq, a predicted model, not a curated record